This is a messenger RNA of Magallana angulata, 895 nucleotides long. RefSeq lists its product as uncharacterized. NCBI's taxonomy places the organism in Eukaryota, Metazoa, Mollusca, Bivalvia, Ostreida, Ostreidae. Bases 72 to 830 code for a protein of 252 amino acids. The transcript is spliced from 4 exons. The record is from RefSeq and is a predicted model, not a curated record.
UGUGGGUCUGAAAAACUUUACUUAUAGUGCACCUCUUAAUCUUAUCAAAAACAUUCAUCCUGCCACAGAACAUGUUUGUUACUGUGUGUUUUGUAUUUCUGUUUUUCUUAACCAGAAAAUCAGAUUUUUUAAAUUCCAAAUAUUACAAAGACAAAUUCAGUUUUACUAUAUUUGGAUCUUUGACAAGCAGCAAUAACAUUCUUUUCACUACGGAGCUUAAUUCACAUGGCAAAGUCAUAAUAAGCUGUUCUAAUUUCUGUCGAGAGGAUCGCCGCUGUAUUGGGAUUAAGGUGUGCAGAAUCAAAGAAGAAUUGUUCAGGUGUAGAGCGUGCUGUUCUUGGAUGAAAACAAAUAAACAACAGUUUAUAUCAGAUGAUAAUUGCAAAUACUUGAUAAAGGAAGAAGGUUCCUUCCGUAAUGUAGCUGUAUAUAAACCUGUCACCAUGAGCUCAGUUUUCCGAUUUCCUAAAAUUAACGCUGUGAACAAUAUAACCAUUUGUCCAAAUGUCACCUACACAGCACACAGCGUCCAGGAGCACAGGCCUUGGAUUAAGAUAGACUUAAAAUCUGAAUAUGAUGUACGCAGAAUCGCCAUUUUUAACCUGCAGGAUCACUCUGGUGACCGACUGAAGAAACUGAAUAUAACUGUUGGUAACACAGGAACAGAAAACGAGUGUGGUUACUUUGGGAGAACAGCAGGUACAUCAGACCAAAUUCUAAUACCAUGCGCAAAGAGUGCUGUGGGCAGAUAUGUGAUGGCAACCAUUUAUUCCAAUCCAGGAAUGGUUGAUAUUCUUAAUAUCUGCGAAAUCCAAGUCUUUGUGAAAUAAUUAAACGAGACUGGGUCUAAAUUUUCUGCCUAGAAUUUUUUAAAUUAUUUUUUCACAAACUUCUA